CCAGGGGCGGACUGACCAUUUGGAAACUCGGGCACUGCCUGAGGGCCCGGGGUCAGUAGGGGGCCCUAUGAGAUGCCCCUGGUACCUUUUUCAUAGGCUUUUUUGAGUUUGGGCAAGGACAUAGGGGCCCCAUGAUCCCCUAUUGCCCGGGGGCCCCAUGAGUUGUCAGUCCGCCCCUGGUCCGUACCUUGUCUUUGGUGUGCAUCAGACAUCAGUUCCAAUCAGUGCAGCAUAUCAGUGCCCAUCAGUGCAGCAUGUCAGUGCCCAU
Staurois parvus is the source of this 268-nucleotide messenger RNA. Lineage: Eukaryota; Metazoa; Chordata; Amphibia; Anura; Ranidae. The record is from the annotation of a GenBank genome assembly.